AUGAUAUCCAACAUCUUUACGCUGUCAGGUCUGGGAACACUGGAGGCAUGUUGCGUCCUGUGGUACGGCGCCGGGCAGGCAAGCGUGCGCCUGGGGGCCCCCAAGAUCACCGGCAUCAUGCUGGCUGGGGUGCUGGUGGGGCCCAGCGCGAUCAACCUGCUCACCGCCGAGCUGGCAGAGGACCUGGUGGGCCUGGAGCAUGCCUGCCUGGCCCUGAUCGCCCUGGCCGCGGGCAUGGAGCUGGCAGCGGAGGAGCUGGCCAGGACCGGCACCCAGGUCCUGGUGCUGACCCUCUGCAUCGCCCUGGGCUCAUGGCUCGUCACCGCAGCAGGAUUCCUGGGCGUUGUGGCGCUGGUGGGGCCGGAGGCGCUGCACCUGGAGCCGGGCCUGGUCUGGCCGGCGGCCUCGCUGUGUGGAACACUGGCGCUGGCACGCUCCCCAGCCUCCGCGGUGGGCCGGGCGAUCGCCGUGAUCCAGGAGCUCCGUGCCUCCGGCCCCUUCACCAGCCUGGUCAUGGCGGUUACCGUGCUCAAAGACCUCCUCCUCUUCCUCUGCUUCGCGGUAACCCUGGACGUCCUCAGCCAGGAACCCACACCCGACGCCCCCCCCUCGUCCCUGCUGUCACUCACCCUCGCUGCCGGCGCCCCCCUCCUCCGCCUCCUCGUGUCCCUCAGCCUCGGCUUGCUGUCCGGCUCCGGCCUGGCCUGGGUGCUGCAGCCCAGGGGCCCUGCUCAGUGGCUCGGCCGCUGGACCGUGGCCCAGCGUGCGCAGCGCCUGCUCUCGGCGCGGGUGGGGGCGAGGGGCAGUGUGGCGCCGGCGGCCCUCGUCGCCGGCGGCACCUUUUUUGCCGCCCAGGCCCUGGCCGCGGAGCCGCUGCUCUCCUGUGUCGUGGCGGGGGAGGAGGGCCGCAACAACAUCUACCUCAUGGGCGGCGGGUCUGGCCUUAGGGACGUGUCCCAGGUGCUCCACGCCGGCCUGGCGGCCGCCAUGCCCUUCGUGAACGUCCUCUUCUUUGGCCUGGUGGGCGCGCACCUCCGCCUGGGUCUGCUGGCGGGGCUGGCCCCCUUUGCCGUGCUCCUGGCGGCCGCCCGCAUCGCGGGGGUGGCCUUCGGGUGCCUGGCCGGUGGGGUGGCCGGCAGGGUCCCGCCCGCGCUCAGGACCCGGCUCUGGCAGGGCAUGGUCACACAGGCGGGGAUCGCGCUGGGCCUGUGCCAGGUCAUCGCCCGCAGGCUCCCGGACUGGGGUCUGCACGUGGCUGCCCUCAUCGCCGGCAGCAUCAUCGUCAACCUGCUGGUCGGGCCCCUCCUCUUCAAGACGGCGAUUCUUCGCCUGGGGGAAGCAGAAGGAGGGGACAGCUCGGAGGCCAGACCGAGCAAGCAGCGGGACGCAGAGGCCGGCCAGACAACCGUCGAGAUCCCUGUCAUCAGUGCCUGA
Molecule: messenger RNA, 1434 nt
Organism: Auxenochlorella protothecoides
Lineage: Eukaryota; Viridiplantae; Chlorophyta; Trebouxiophyceae; Chlorellales; Chlorellaceae
Exons: 5
Coding region: 1-1434 (477 amino acids)
Source: RefSeq, a predicted model, not a curated record